Alosa sapidissima (American shad) is the source of this 8416-nucleotide messenger RNA. RefSeq names its product capicua transcriptional repressor a (gene cica). NCBI's taxonomy places the organism in Eukaryota, Metazoa, Chordata, Actinopteri, Clupeiformes, Clupeidae. The transcript is spliced from 21 exons. Gene Ontology annotation, biological process: regulation of transcription by RNA polymerase II. The record is from RefSeq and is a predicted model, not a curated record. Bases 421 to 8199 code for a protein of 2592 amino acids. Gene Ontology annotation, molecular function: DNA-binding transcription factor activity, RNA polymerase II-specific; RNA polymerase II transcription regulatory region sequence-specific DNA binding. Gene Ontology annotation, cellular component: nucleus.
GACUGUAGUGUAGGACAGAAGCUGUCGUACUUUUCCUCGUUUGGGAGGCUUUAGCGGAAGAAAAAUAUUUGCAAGCCCAGAUACUGACAACUGUGAACAACCGGCAAUUUAAUUGUUUUAAUUUUGGAGGAAUAUCUUUGUAGCGCAACUGAUAAAUAUUUCUGGGCCUUGGAACAGCAGGACUGAGCCGAGAUAGAGAAAAAAAGGAAAAACAGAGGCCAAACAAGAAGAGAACGUACAAGAGAGAAGAGAGAGGAGAGAGAGAGAGAGAGAGAGAGAGAGAGAGAGCGAAAGAGGAAGAAGAAAGAAGAAGGCGGGAUGAGAAACGGAGAGGCAGGCACAGAGGGAAGAUAGAAGAGGAAGCAGGGAGGUGCCCGAGCAGCCCAACAGCAGAAACGACGACAGCCGAAGGGACAGGCCAUGAAGCCACUGAAGAAAGGGGGCAGACCCUCGCCCCCGUCCACCCGCGCCAAGGCGAGUAGGAGACGGGGUCAGCCCGACAGCAGUCCCGAGCAGGACCAGUCCAAAGCCUCCCCCCCCUCCCCGAAAAGACACACGACGCCCCCCUCGUCCCACUCGGAGUCGUCCCAUGAGGAGGCCCCCCGGAUCACGGUGACCCCGGACCGGGAUGAGAGCCUCUCCCGUGAGGGCGAUUCUACGAAGGCGGUAGUGACAGUGGCGGAGGAGCGCCCGAGCAGCUGCCGGUCAUCGGACAGCAACAGCAGCGCGGCCAGCUCCAACAGCAGCCCCAACCCGUCAGCCAGCCGCAAGACGGCCACCUUCAAGGCACGUGUGCCCAAGAAAAAGUAUACAUCGGAGCACUGCUCCUCGUCCGCCGGCAUCACCACGGCCGCCACCGGAAACCAUGGCAACGCCAGUACGCCUCCGCUCAGUAGCAACGGUGACAGCAGCAGCGGCAGUGGUGCACACAAUGGUACCGUUGCCACGGCCGUCGCCACGGCAGCUCAGCCUCAGGUCAGCACUGCCAACGGCCAGCAGACACCAUCCAGCACACAGACGCCCCCCAGCCAGCCGUCAGCUGGCAACGACCCCCACAACCACAGCCAGAGCGGGGCAGCCCCUGUCAGCGCCGGCCAGUACGGGGACAGAGACACGGGGGAGAGGCCUCCAGUGGCCAGCCCCCCACGCUGCUCCUCCACAGACACUGCCAGCGAGCACUCGGCCGACCUGGAAGUGACCGCCGCUGCGCGCAUGCCGGCACCCUCAGAGCCCCAGCCCAGCACAGACGAUCGCCCCCACCAGCAGCAGCAACAGCAGCACCCCCCAGCGCCACCCCCAGCACACUGUAACUCCAAUCCCAUGCAGGACAGCCUGGCCGGAGGUCUGGCCGAGGCCCUGGCCAAGGGGCUGAAGAACCAGCGCGUGCUGGCGCGGCAGGGCUCCGGGGUGUUCCGGGCGGGCGUGGUGCGGCACGUGAGCGGGGAGCAGGGCAGCGUGGAAGUCCAGCUUAACGGGGAGAAGGGCAUCAGCUACUACCCCUUCCAGCCCAGCGGAGGCGCCGUGGACCUCGUGCUGGACUCCCCGCCUCCGGGAGCCGCGCAGGUGGCCAUCGGGACCCACGUGUGCGUGCCUUUCGGUGGCGGCCACGAGGCCAGCGAAGGGGCCCAGCAGCUGUACCGCGAGGGCCUGGUGACGCAGGUGGACCCCCACCCAGCCGUGUCCUUCCCCUACCGCGUGCUUCUGAGGGACGAGCCUGGAGCCGCCGCCACCGCCGCCACUGCCGCCGGUCACGACAGAAGUCCACAGGAGGAGGGCGGAGGAGCCUCCCCGAGCCCCGUGCAGGCCGUGUGGGUGUCCCGCCAGAGCCUGCGCCUGCUGGUGCCCCCCUGGGACCUGGACCCGGGCAGCCGCGCCUGGGAGGACCGCGAGGACAUGGAAGUGGAGCGCGAGCUCUCGCAUCUUAUCACGGCGCCGCUCUACACCAGGGCGCUGCCGCCCCACCCGGCGUCCGCUCCGCCGUCCUCGGUCUCGUACUCCUCGUCCGCUUCCUCGACCAUCGCGGCGGCCGGGGGCUUGAUGAUGACGUCGGUGCUCAACAUGGCAGGCGGCUGGGAGCGCGAGCGGGAGCAAGAGAUGGAGAGAGAGAGGGAGCGGCAGAGGGAACGAGAGAGGGAGAGGGAAAGAGAGAGGGAGCGAGAGAGGGAGAGGGACAGAGAGCAGGAGAGACUCCAGCAGCAGCACCACCAGCAGCAACAGACCCCCGAGGAGGACAUGGAGGUGACCAUCUUCAACUCGACCCCGAUGAGAGAGGCCACUAUUGGGGCCGUGCCUGGAGGAAAGCCCCUCGGGGUCCCCCAGCACCGGCACAUCCUCUCCAAGCCUCCCUACCUAUCCGUGGUGCGUAACAUUGGACCCCCCCUGGGCCCUCACCUGGCCCUGAACCCGCACGGACCCCAAUCGUCUGUCCUGCUGGGCCUGGACGCAGGCACCCCGGUCAUCUCCUCUGCACCUCAGCUGCCCCCGCUUCCGCCUUCCUCGCGGGGAGUCCUGGACAAGCCUCCCUCCGCCAACUCCCACGGAUCCUCGGGGGGCUCUGGUUCGGGUGGCGGCUCGGGGUCAGGAUCAGGCCCGCGGUCCCGGACUCCUCUGACGGCGGCGCAGCAGAAGUACAAGAAGGGCGACGUGGUGUGCACCCCGACCGGCAUACGCAAGAAGUUCAACGGCAAGCAGUGGCGCAGGUUGUGCUCGCGCGAGGGCUGCUCAAAAGAGUCACAGCGCAGGGGCUACUGCUCCCGCCACCUGUCCAUGCGCACCAAGGAGAUGGAGGCUGGAGGCGGCGGGGGGCCGGGCCUGGGCCGCGACCGGAGCGGAGCCAGCAGCACGGGCACGCUCACGCCCUCCGACCUGAGGCUGGGCAGUGGGCGCACCAGCAGCGAGUUCGACUGGGACGAGACGUCCAGAGACAGCAGCGAGGCCAGUAGCCGUGGGGGCGACUCUCGUCCGCGCCUCGUGCUCCCCUCGCUCCUUCCCCACGACCUCUCGCGCGACCUCACCCGCGACCUGUCGCGCUUCGACUUCGACGAGUGCGAGGCGGCCAACAUGCUGGUGUCGCUCGGGAGCUCGCGCUCAGGGACGCCCUCGUUCUCGCCCGUUUCCAACCAGUCGCCCUUCUCGCCGGCCCCAUCCCCCUCGCCCUCACCCCUCUUCGGCUUCCGGCCCGCCAACUUUAGCCCCAUCACGCCCCCCUCCCUCACGCCGCGCCGGCCGCGCCACCUGAGCGGCACCAAGCUGGGCACGCCGGGCUCGGACCGUGAGCGCCACCUGUCCGGCGUGGUGCCCACCUUCCAGACCAACCUCACCUUCACUGUGCCCAUGAGCCCCAGCAAGCGCAAGCCCGACAUCCAGCCCCCGACGCUCCCCCUGGCCCCCUCUGCCCCGCACGACUACGGCAAGCCGGAGGUCCAGCAGGCCCCUCUGGUGGUGGGCGACCCAACGCUCGGGCUUCAGGGCUUCAGGGUCCUGUCCCCCCAGAGCCAGCCCCCGACCCCGUCCUUCUCACGGCCCCGCAGUGCCGCCAGCCGCCCCCCGUCCUCCGCCGCCUCCACCCCUCCGCCCAUGCUGGUGUCCCCCACGCCGCCCUCCCCCUUACCCCAGGAGCCCAGCCCUCGCCGGGGCAUGCCGCUCCGCGACUCCCCCGUCAUCGUGCGCAACCCGGACGUCCCGCUGGCCAAGUUCAGCGAGGGCCCUCUGAGUGGCCGGAGAGGCAGCGGAGGGACCGUGGGAGGAGGCGGAGCCGGCAUGGGUGGUGCUGGCGGUGGUGGCGGUGGGGCUGGCGGAGGAGGAGGAGGAAGUCGCCCGCGAGACAACGGUGGCCAGCCCCCGCACCUCACCGGCACGCUGCAGGCCCCCGUGCCCAUCAACGGCGCCAGCGCCACCAACGGAGCCGUGCUCCUGCGCAACCCCACCUCCACCCUCGUGCUGGUCACCUCCACCCAGUCGCUGACCACCGCCUCCAGCACCCGCUCGGUCCACGUGGGCUCGGUCGCUGUCUCCGGCGCUGGAGCCGGUCCAGCAGUGGCCAGCGGCGGCAUGGGAGAGGGCAGGGAGAGAGAGAGGAACCCCGGGGGGCAUGGAGACACCCAUGGAGGGGUGCUGCCCCAGCCGGUGGCCUGCCACCCAACUCCCACUGCCCUGCUGCCCCUCAUCGUGCCCGCAGAGUCCCCACAACCUGCCCCACGCAAGGACAUCAUCAUGGGACGUCCCGGUACAGUUUGGACCAAUGUGGAACCACGCUCAGUCCCAGUCUUUCCUUGGCAUUCAUUGGUUCCCUUUCUGGAGCCCAGCCAAUCAAAUUCGUCUGGAGCCCAGCCCGCUGAUGGCCAGCCACUGGUGAAUCAGAGCAAAGAGCCCCGAUGUGGAGUAGCUCUUGUGAGUGAUGGCCGCAGUGGCCAGUCAAGCACAGAGAGAGGCUCACCGUCGCGCCCUCCCCCUUCUGCUGAGGACCCUCCCCCGGAGCGCGAGGCAGGAGACAGCGAGACAGAGAGCGAUGCAGAUGACCUGUUUCUACCAGGUGUGUCCCAGGACCCAGCCCCUUCCACAGUCCCAGCCAAGAGGCGCACACAGUCCCUCAGUGCCCUCCCCAGGGAUGGAGAUAAGAAGAGGGAAAAAGACCACAUCCGACGGCCCAUGAAUGCCUUCAUGAUCUUCAGCAAGCGCCACCGGGCACUGGUGCACCAGAGGCACCCCAACCAGGACAACCGCACAGUCAGCAAGAUCCUGGGAGAGUGGUGGUAUGCGCUGGGGCCCAAGGAGAAGCAGAAGUACCACGACCUCGCUUUCCAGGUGAAGGAAGCCCACUUCAGAGCACACCCAGACUGGAAGUGGUGUAAUAAAGACCGGCGGAAGUCUCUUUCUGAGGGCCGUGGGACCCCUGGGGCCAAAGACCCUCGGGAGCGCAGCGCCUCUGAGAGCACAGAGGCCCAGGCUCAAGGAGGGGAUCAGAAGGGACCAGUGUCCAGCUGGCCCCCUGGAUCGGAGCGGCGCUUGGGGCCUCUGGGAGGACAGCACCCUCGGCCCCGCGCUUUCUCCCAGAGUGCCGUGCACAGCCUGGAGAGGAGGGAGCAAGAGAGAGACCUAGAGAAGAUGUGUCAGGAAGGAGGAAGCGGGUUUCGCCCGCGGCCGUCCGCCUCGUCUGGACUGCAGCGGGGGGCCAGUGAGGACGUGACCAGCGACGAGGAGCGCAUGGUCAUCUGUGAGGAGGGUGACGAUGACGUCAUAGAUGACUCCUUCCCCGAGGGCUCUAUAGACCUGAAGUGCAAGGAGAGGGUGACAGACAGUGAUGAGGAGAACGCGUCUGCAGAUGAGGCCGAUGGCAAGCGAGCUUUCCAGCCUGUUGUCCGUUCGUCGCGUUCCUACUCCCCUGGCAGUGACCCAUCCAAGGGUGCGGGCAGCCGAGGCCGAGGCAACGGCCAUAGCCAAGAGAGGAUGAUCAACAUGGCGGGAGGACUGGACGUCAGCGGUCGACCCAAGGAGGUGAAAGAAGAGGAGGGUGGAGAAGGACUAGGUGGAGGAGGAGGGGUGUCCCAGCCUUCUGCUCACUCCCUCUCGUCCUCCGGCCCGACUCACCACCCCGGGAACGGCGUGACCCAGGUGCUGGGGCCGGUGCGGAUGGCGUCCACCGUGGUGACCAGCGUGGUGCGUCCUGUGGCCAGCACCCCGGUGCCCAUCGCCAGCAAGCCGUGCAACGACGGCGGCCUGCCAGCCGACAAGAAGACCAAGUUGCUGAUCGCCGCCGGAGGAGGAGGAGGAGGAGGAGGAGGAGGAGCAGGAGGCGGCGGAGGAGGUGUCACCAUUGCCACUGGGGGUGGGUACUUCCCCUCGUCCUCUCCCAUACCGCAGGGUGGCGGUGGCGGUGUGGUCACCAGCUUGUUGCUGGGAGGGGCCUUCCCCAGCCAGCCCACUGUCCAGCUCCUCACCCAACCCCAGACCCUCCCCUGCCCGCCCGUCGGUAGCCCCCCUACCCACGCCAACGGCGGCACCCUCCCCCUUUUCCUCCCCGCCUCCUCGAUCACCCCCCCCGGCGGCAGGGUGGGCAAGCCGGUCACUCAGGUGCAGUACAUCCUGCCCACCCUGCCCACCAACCCCAAGAGCCCCUCCCCGCAGCAGCACGGCAGCGUCCUCACGUUGCCCACAGCCCCGCCCACCCACAUGUCCUUGGCCAAUGGUGUGCAUUCGGGGGCAGGACCAGGGAUAAGAUAUGCCUCAGUUCCUGCAAUGGGCGGGCUCAGCCCAGGAGGAGGAGGAGUUCAAGCACAGUCCCCAGUAUUGCAAAGCAAGAUGCUGGUUCCCAUGGCGACAGUGAGAACGGGCUCCACGCCUCCGCAGCCCAUCUCUCUGGUCGCCCCACAACUUCCUGUUCAAAAUGGUGCUCAACCAGGAAGUAAGAUCAUUCAGAUUGCUCCCAUGCCUGUGGUCCAGACCAACGUUCACCACUCAGCAGCAGUGCACCCUGGGAAUUCCUUCCCUGUCUCCAUGGGAACAGCGACUGUUAUGGCUACGGGCUCCGCUCCCCCACAGACUGUUCUGCUUACUCCUCCUCCCACAAGGAUCACUUAUGUGCAGUCCACCACAGGCGUGGUUGCCCCAAUGCCACUGGUCUCUACAGCGACGGUCUCCACUCCGCAGCAGCUCCCGCCUCCCUCAGGUCCAGCGUUCCUGCCAUCGUCCCUGGCAACCCUGGGGUUCACUGCCAUAGCCCCCGCUGGCCAAGCCCUGGUCCAGCCAAUCGCAGCAGGACAACCACCCCUCUUGGCCCCGGCUCCUCCCCCCAACUGUCCGUCACAGCCCGCCGUGGCCAAUGGAGCGCCACGUCAAGUGCUCACGGCCAUCUACCCCGCACCCAGCGUCACCCUAGCGACAGGGAUGGUUUCUGUGGCAACAGUACCCCCGAACAUGACCCUCGCCCCUUCCUCCUCCAGUCCAGACUCCCCCUCCUCCGGAUUGCAGACGGGGAUAGCCGCACCUGCACCGGUGUCCCAGCUGUCGGACCCCAUGAAGGUGCAGCCUCACACCGACGGACAGGUGGGCUCAUCGCCCGUUGCCAUGGAGAUAGAGAGGCAGAGCGUCCUGGAGAAGCACGCAGACGGAGAAGCACAGGUGGAAACCCCAGGACACACCACCACAACAGCACAAACAGGCAGCACAGCCCUGCAUCCCACCACCACAGGUCGCCAUGGCAGCAUGGCUCAGGAUGCAGCCAAUCAGAGCGAGACAGAAAGAGAGCGGAAGAUGGAGGAAGGCGGAGUCUCAUGGCGAGACCAAGUGGCUGAAGGACAGGGGUCCGAGAGGGCCCCCAAGGGCCACAGCAAUGAUGAGAGUGGGAGGGAGGACCAUGGCAAAGAGGUGAGACGUAAGGAGUCCAACUCCCCUGCGCCUCCUCCAUCAGGACUGGAGCCCCCACCUCCACCUCCUCAGAAUGACAGGGACAACUCCACUGUCAAGAAGGCCAAGUCCCGCCCUCCGCCACUCAAGAGGACCUUUGAGCCUGUCGACAAGGUGAUGUCGGGGUCGUACUUCGAGGAGCGUCUGGCCGAGCUGCCGGAGUUUCGGCCCGAGGAGGUGCUGCCUUCCCCCACGCUGCAGAGUCUGGCUACCUCACCUCGAGCCAUCCUGGGGAGCUACCGCAAGAAGAGGAGGAACUCCACCGAUCUGGACUCUGCUGAUGACCCCAGCUCUCCCAGGAGGAAGAGUCGCCGGCUGUCCAGCUGCAGCUCCGAGCCCAACACGCCCAAGAGCGCCGCCAAGUGUGAGGGGGACAUCUUCACCUUCGAUAGAGCAGGAGAAUCGGAGGACAUGUUGGUGGAGCCGGGGGAGCGCGCUCCAUACUCCUCCCUGCGCCGCACUCUAGACCAGCGGCGGGCUCUCGUCAUGACACUCUUCCACGACUACGGCUUUUUCCCCUCAGCCCAGGCCACGGCUGCCUUUCAGGCCAGCCAUUCGGACAUCUUCCCCACCAAGGUGUGCCUGCAGCUGAAGAUCCGCGAGGUGCGACAGAAGAUCAUGCAGACGGCCACGCCUGGGGCCUCCGAGGGCCCGGGGCCGACCGGAGCCGACUCCGCCUCCACCCCAGGCCCGUCCAGUGCACCACUGCGAGAGGAAAGUGGGGCGGAGUCUGACGAAAGGGGGAGUGGUCACGAGGAAACCAACAACACAGGCGAAUCACAGGAUUCCACCAGAUGAAGAAGAACGACUUACAACAACAACUAGCAAUUAAUAGCGAAGAUGGAGGAGAUGAGAGACACACGAAGGGAGGAAUAUUACCUACACUUUCCCACAUAUUUACAUACAACAACACUUUUUUGUGGCAAAUUUUAGUUUCUUUCGUUUGUGGGACACAGAAAAUAUGUGGCACACUCUCUCUUAUAACACAUUCACAUCCACAGCCACACACAGUCAC